GCCCCGAGCCGGCUCCGGCCGAGCGGGGCCGCCGCUCCGGCAGCCGCUGCCCUCGGCGCCCGCCGCUGACACCCUCCGUGCCUGCGCUCCCGGCAGCUGCCCCUGCACAGCCCUCGCCUCCCCGCUGCGCUCUGCCCUGCGCUGAGCCAGCCCGGCUGCGGCUGCACGGCCUGACCGCACCGUCCGGACAUGGCAGAAGGCAGGCGCGACCCCCAACCUGGGGACCUGAUCGAGAUCGACCGGCCAGGUUACCAGCACUGGGCGCUCUACGUGGGUGAUGGAUAUGUGAUCAACGUCACACCUGUAGAUGAAGGAUCCCCAUCUCUGUCAGUGAGCACCACAUCAAUAUUCACCAAAAAGGCCAAGGUGAAGAAGCAGCUCCUGAAGGAGGUGGUGGGAAAUAAUAAAUGGCGUGUCAACAACAAGUAUGACCGCUCCCGCACUCCUCGCCCUGUGGGGGAGAUCAUCCAGCGUGCUGAGCUAUGGAUUGACAGGGAGGUGACAUACGAUGUACUUAACAGAAACUGUGAGCACUUUGUGACAGAGCUCCGCUAUGGAGAGGGAGUCUCUGAGCAGGUCACAAAAGCUGUAAUUGGUGCUACAGCAGCUGUAGGAGGUAUCAUUCUUGCUGGUCUUGCCACCGUUGUUGUGAAGGGCUUGUUUGGGGACUCAUCCAAGAGAGAAAGAAAGUACUACUGAUGGGCUGUCAGGAAGAGCUCAGACCAAGGCAGGGGCAUCUCCUGGCCACAGCAGUCACUGGUCAGCUUUUGCUGCACCUGCCAUCAAGGCUUUCUAGCAACUGUGCCACCCUUGCUGUAAAUAUUAAAUAAUAUAAGAAUAAAUUAUGAAUAUUUAAUUAAAUAAAAUGUCAGAAAUC
Pyrgilauda ruficollis (rufous-necked snowfinch) is the source of this 877-nucleotide messenger RNA. RefSeq names its product phospholipase A and acyltransferase 1-like. Gene Ontology annotation, biological process: N-acylphosphatidylethanolamine metabolic process. The coding region runs from base 190 to 699 and encodes 169 amino acids. The transcript is spliced from 3 exons. Gene Ontology annotation, cellular component: cytoplasm. The record is from RefSeq and is a predicted model, not a curated record. Lineage: Eukaryota; Metazoa; Chordata; Aves; Passeriformes; Passeridae. Gene Ontology annotation, molecular function: A2-type glycerophospholipase activity; glycerophospholipid phospholipase A1 activity.